UCCGAGCGAUCCUCUCGGCUCGUCUGUUUCUCUGCUUUCUACCAGUGCCAGUCCCAAAACGCUUCUCUUAUCAAAGAAACGCAACAAAAACUGCAUUCAAUCACAGCAUUAUCAUGGGGACUGUUUGUUUUUCAUGGCACUUUUGUUUGUUUUUCACUUUCAUUUAUACUUGCGGUGUUACGGCAAACGAUGGACCCACAGAUGCAGAUGAAUGUUCUGAGGCAACGGAUGACUGUCACAUUGAUGCACUUUGCCAAAAUACCCCCAAAUCUUUCAAAUGCAUCUGUAAACCAGGCUAUAAGGGUGACGGGAAACAGUGUGAAGACAUUGACGAAUGUGAUAAUGACUACACUGGCGGCUGUGUUCAUGAGUGCAUCAACAUUCCAGGCAACUACAGGUGCACUUGCUAUGACGGCUUCAUGCUUGCACAUGAUGGACACAAUUGUCUGGAUGUGGAUGAAUGUGCUGACAAUAACGGUGGCUGCCAGCAGAUCUGUGUGAACACCAUGGGAAGCUAUGAGUGUCUGUGCAAGCAGGGCUUUUUCCUGAGUGAUAACCAGCACACCUGUAUCCAUCGUUCCGACGAUGGGAUGAACUGUAUGAACAAAGAGCAUGGGUGUGCCCAUAUAUGCAGGGAGACGCCCAAGGGUGGGGUAGCCUGUGAAUGUCGACCCGGCUUUGAGCUUGCCAAAAACCAAAGGGACUGCACAUUAACCUGUAACUAUGGAAAUGGAGGAUGCCAGCACACAUGUGAUGACACGGACAGCGGCCCUGUCUGUGGCUGUCAUCAGAAGUAUGCUUUACACUCGGACAGCAAAACGUGUAUCGAGAAGGAUGAGGCUGCAAUUGAGAGCUCUGAGUUCAAUGCCACGUCAGUAGCUGAUGUGGACAAGCGGGUGAAACGGCGGCUAUUUAUGGAAACCUGCGCUGUUAAUAAUGGAGGCUGUGACCGGACAUGCAAAGACACAGCCACUGGGGUCCGUUGCAGUUGUCCAGUUGGAUUCACCCUGCAGCCUGAUGGGAAAACAUGCAAAGAUAUAGAUGAAUGUCUGGUGAACAAUGGCGGUUGUGACCAUUUCUGCAGGAACACGGUCGGCAGUUUUGAGUGCAGCUGUCAGAAAGGACACAAGCUCCUAACGGACGAGCGCAGCUGUCAAGAUAUCGAUGAGUGCUCUUUCGAAAGAACAUGUGACCACACGUGUAUUAACUACCCAGGGAGUUUUGAAUGCCUGUGUCACAAAGGUUACACACUCUAUGGACAGACGCACUGUGGAGAUAUUGAUGAAUGCAGUAUUAAUAAUGGCAGUUGUGAGCACGGGUGUGUAAACACAAUGGGUAGCUACGAAUGUCUCUGCCCGUCUGGGGUGAAGCUACACUGGAACAAGAAGGAUUGUCUUGAGGCGGUGAAAUGUCUCCCGGACGCCAAGCCUGUCCCCAAGGCGCAGCUCAUCUGUGCCAAGACUGGAGGAGUGGACAGCUGUUCAUUAUCCUGCCCAUCUAACGCACUGUUUGUUGUAGACUCUGAAAACAGUUACACUUUAAGCUGUGGAGUUCCAGGACAGAUGACAAAAUCCCCACAGAAUCGGAACAGAACCUUAAUCAGCUGCGGAGAUACCUUAGUUCCGCCUAUUAAGCAGAAAGCAAGGUUUAAAAUUAAAGAUGCCAAGUGUCAUCUAAGACCUCGCAAUAAGGAGAAAUUAAAAGAGGCUUCAAGACCAACCUUGACAGGAGGUCAAUUCCCUUGUACAGACAACUGCCAGGUGACUUUCGUGAACCUGAAGUGUGACUCCUCCAAGAAGAGGCGACGGGGCCGCAAGUCCCCCUCCAAAGAGGUGUCGCACAUCACUGCUGAGUUCCAGGUGGAGAUCAAGGAGGAGGAAGUAUCAGAGUCUUGCAAUAUUGAUUGUGUCCGUAAGAGGAUGGAACAGAAGCUGCAGGCGGCGAUCAAGACCCUAAAGAAGUCAAUCAACAAGCAGCAGUUUUACAUCCACUUCUCUGGGAUGGAGUACGAAGUGGCCCAGAAGCCAGCGAAGAUGGCUGAGAGCCAGGAGCUGUGCAGCACGGGACAGGUCCUCCAGGACGGGAAGUGUGUGAGCUGCAGUGUGGGGACGUUCUACAGGGGAGAGCAGGAGCAGUGCAGCCAGUGUCCUCCAGGCUCCUUCCAAGACACUGAAGGGCAGCUGUCCUGUGAGCCUUGCCCAAGCAAUGAAGUGCAGGGAAUAGCUGGGGCCAGGAACGUCUCUGAAUGUGGAGGUCAGUGCUCUCCAGGGCACUUCUCAGCGGAUGGAUUCCGGCCCUGUAGGCCUUGCCCUCUGGGCACAUACCAGCCUGAACCUGGGCGAGUGCUGUGCUUCCCAUGUGGAGGAGGCCUUAUGUCCAAAUAUGAGAGCGCAGUUUCUUUCCAAGAUUGUGAAACCAAAGUACACUGUUCCCCUGGUCACCAUUACAACUCGACCACACACAGAUGUAUUAGAUGUCCUAUUGGAACCUACCAGCCUGAGUUUGGCCAGAACUACUGCAUAACCUGCCCAGGAAAUACAACUACAGAUUUCGACGGCUCCACAAACGUCACGCAUUGUAAAAACCAACAGUGUGGAGGUGAGCUAGGAGAUUACUCAGGCUUUAUUGAGUCGCCCAACUACCCAGGAGACUACCCGUCAAACGUGGAUUGCAUCUGGAAUAUAAACCCACCCCCAAAGAGGCGUAUUCUCAUAGUGGUGCCAGAAAUCUUUCUUCCCAUCGAAGAUGAGUGUGGAGAUGUUCUAGUCAUGAGAAAAAGUGCUUCACCUACCUCAAUAACAACAUAUGAAACUUGCCAGACAUAUGAGAGGCCCAUAGCGUUUACAUCAAGGUCUCGCAAACUCUGGAUUCAGUUUAAAUCUAAUGAGGGUAACAGUGGCAAGGGAUUUCAAGUGCCAUAUGUCACUUAUGAUGAGGACUACCAGCAGUUGAUAGAAGAUAUUGUACGUGACGGGAGGUUGUAUGCUUCUGAAAAUCAUCAAGAAAUACUAAAGGACAAAAAAUUGAUUAAAGCACUUUUUGAUGUACUGGCUCACCCUCAGAACUACUUCAAAUACACUGCACAAGAAUCUAAGGAGAUGUUCCCAAGAUCCUUCAUUAAGCUGCUCCGGUCCAAAGUUUCCAGGUUCCUACGGCCAUACAAAUAGUCCCCCAGUGAAAGCUCAUUCUCUACAUUCCUGCUCCAAAUCCCCCCAUCUUUCAAACACAAAAGAAAGGAAACACUCUGCUCCAAGCUUCUUUCAUUUCUUGUCUGGACAUUCUUUUUUGUUGUCAAAGACUAUUUAUAUUUUAUGUGCUAUAAAUUGCAGAAACCAA
Messenger RNA from Acipenser ruthenus (sterlet), 3336 nucleotides. RefSeq names its product signal peptide, CUB domain, EGF-like 1 (gene scube1). Gene Ontology annotation, molecular function: calcium ion binding. Gene Ontology annotation, biological process: signal transduction. The coding region runs from base 114 to 3167 and encodes 1017 amino acids. NCBI's taxonomy places the organism in Eukaryota, Metazoa, Chordata, Actinopteri, Acipenseriformes, Acipenseridae. Gene Ontology annotation, cellular component: cell surface. The transcript has 23 exons. The record is from RefSeq and is a predicted model, not a curated record.